Closterium sp. Naga37s-1 is the source of this 543-nucleotide messenger RNA. The record is from the annotation of a GenBank genome assembly. Lineage: Eukaryota; Viridiplantae; Streptophyta; Zygnematophyceae; Desmidiales; Closteriaceae.
AUGUUUGAACUAUCCUUAACUCGUACUUUCCAUGCGGACGGCCCUUCUGAUUCUAUUCUUAACCUUUUCCCAUACAAAUUGUUCUUGAUAUCCCAGGUUGUGAAGCAGCGCUCCGGCUGCCUGUGCUGCUGCCCCUCGCUCCUCCUCCUCUCUCUCGGCCUUCUCGCCGGCGCGGCCAUCACAGUCGGCAUCUCGCUACUAUUCCCGUGGCGCGCCGUGUCUUUAAUUACCUCGUAUGCGAGCACGGACACGCUUGUCAAGUCGCAGGGAGCGCUGUCGUUCUUAGUGGUGGGGGACUGGGGUCGCAAUGGCGACUACAACCAAUCGCUCGUGGCAGAGGCGAUGGGGCGAGUGGCAGGGGAGAUCAGUUCCAGCUUUAUGGGGCGAGUGGCUGGGCAGAUCAGUUCCAGCUUUGUGAUUUCAACGGGGGACAACUUCUAUGAGGACGGGCUGACAGACAGCAGCGACCCGCAGUUCACCUCCUCCUUCUCCGAGAUCUACCAGGCCCCCAGCCUUCGCACGCAGUGGUAUGCCGGUAUGUGA